Molecule: messenger RNA, 3415 nt
Organism: Ceratosolen solmsi marchali
Lineage: Eukaryota; Metazoa; Arthropoda; Insecta; Hymenoptera; Agaonidae
Gene: gry
Product: trafficking protein particle complex subunit 11 gry
Exons: 20
Coding region: 24-3296 (1090 amino acids)
Cellular component (GO): cytoplasm
Source: RefSeq, a predicted model, not a curated record
AUUUUUGUAAAAAUUAUUAAAUAAUGUCAGAUUUACCAGCAGAAUUAACGGCAAGGCCUUUGGCUCUUAUUGGUUUAUUUGGAUUAGAUAUUUAUAAUUCAGUUCAUCAUUCCAUUUGGGAUGCUUUUGUUAAUAAUCGUCGACCUGAUGGUGCUGCGGUUCAAUUCAAGUUGAUUAGUAGUACACAUGAGUUUCCAACUGUUAAGCCAAAACGUAAUUCAUACGAAUGGUAUAUACCUAAAGGAAUUUUAAAAAGAAAUUGGAUGAAUAAGUAUUUAAACGAAGUUUUAGCAGUAAUUGUUGUAUUUUAUGAUCUUGAUUGGCAUGAUCCACAGUGGAAUGAGAAAAAAAUGGAAUGUGCUUCAAGAGUGCAAUCUUUAAGGGCUGCAUUAGAAGGGAGAAAUACAAAAAUUGCUAUAGUUUUAAUUCAAAAUGAAUUGCUGUCGCCUCCCGGUACCGAAGAUUUGGUUGCAACAGAACGAGCAACAGCACUUUGCGCCGCCUGUGAAUUGACAUCUAAAACCCUAUAUUUCUUACCAUACGCGGAUCAUUUAUUAGGAUACACAUUUAGAUUAGAGCAUGUUCUUUACGAUUUAGCACAAAGUUUUUAUCACCAAGAAUAUCGAAUUGUUAAAAGUCACAGAGAGCAGUUAAAUAAAACUGCCCAUCAAUAUUUGUUUGUAAGACAUCAGUUUAAAAUGGCAUUUUUAAACGAGUUGAAACAAGAUCAAAAUACAGCUCAUAAACACUAUCAACAAGCGUACAAUAAUUUACUAGAUAUUCGAAUGGUAGAUACGAAUUCCCUUGAGAUUAAAACCGUUGCAUCGUUCAUAAAUUAUAAAUUGUCCAGGCUUAUGUUUAGCCUAAAACUUCCUAAAGAGGCAAUAGCUCAAUUCCGGAGUCACGUGGACAGAUUUAUGACGAGGACUGGACCAAAAGAAUUGAUGUUUGAGCAUCAUACCUGGAUAUGUACUCAGUACUCAAUCUUUGCAGAACUCUUUAAUGAAGCGAUAAGACAAGGAUUACCAGCUGUACAGACACAACAUCCGGGUUAUUAUUUUCAAAUGGCUGCUAAUCAUGCAUUACAAAGGCACAAUGCUUGUAAGGAACUGUGUAAUAAUGUCGAUGUGUAUCCGGACCCAGACCCGCUGGCGGGAGAGGAAAAACUCGAAUUUUAUGGUCAAAGACCUUGGAGACCCGGGAAACUUAAUGCGGAACCGGCUGAUUUGACCCGAGAGGCUGCAGCUAUUCAAGCAUUGCAAUACAAAGAAAAGACAACAGUUAAUCACUCUAUGAUUAGAAUUGGCUUGUUAGGGAGUGCGAUAUCACAAUUCAAAAUAUAUAGAUGUCCAAGAAAACGUCGUCUUUUAGUUGUGGAGAUGGCUGAAGAAUAUUUUGGUUGUAAGGAUUAUGGAAAAGUAUUGACGUUAUUAAUGCACAUGUUAUGGGAAUAUCGAAGUGAGCGGUGGCCUGUCCUUCUCACUGACGUAUUAAAAAGUGCUCUCAAAGCUGCAUAUUUAUCAGCCAGUAUCAAAGAUUAUCUUAUAUUGGCUUUAGAAGCCUUAGGUCCGUCAACUAUGUUUUCAAUAGAGCGUAAAACUAACAUUUUCGAAAACAUUAUAAAUAUACUUCAGAAUAAACCACCGAAUUCCGAACCAAAUUUAUCCGAAGACUUAAAAGACUGCGCUGUUGAUAAGUGGCUUGCGCAAGUAAACCAAAAUGAAUCAUUUAUUUUUAAAAUUGACGAUAAUAUGGCAUCUUUCAUCGAUGUAAAAGCCUGUUUCACUCAGCCAAAAUAUACGGUUAAUUCUACAGUCACAAUCGAGGUUUUUGUUAGGAAUCUUUAUCAUGCUGAGGUUGAACUUUCUAAAAUAUCGGUAACAGUAACUGGUUCAGGAUAUAAGUCGGAAAUUCCCAUAAUUGAUAGUCAUGAUAGAAAUCUUAUAUUUAGUGCCAAAGAAGUAAAAAAAUAUCUUUGUCAAUUCGAAGCACCACAAUUGGACGAUUCACUUGAAAUUCAGAUUAAUAAAGUUAAUUUAAAUCUUGGAAAUGAUAAAAGAUGCAGCGUAAUAUUACAGUUUUCGGCCUCUGGGAGAGAAACAAAUCUUCUCGAUCGCAUGUAUCCAGAAAUUCAGCAGCUCCGAGGAGGACUAUUUGAUUCCGUUCGACCACUAAUUACAGCAAAAAUUGAACAAGAAGAAUCAAAUGUAACAAUUAUUACCGAAUGCAAGCAACCAGCUCUUUUAGGCGAAUGGUUUUCUGUAAAAAUAUUAGUAUCGUCAAGUGAUAAGAUCUCUAAUGUAAAUAUUUUCGUAAAUUUGAUACAAGAUAACAAUAGUGAACAAUUGACCGAAUUAAGUUUAAAUAUGAAAGAAAAGCAAUCAUCUGUUAUAUUUGAAAUUGAUACUAUCGAACCUACCAGUUCCGUUGAACAAGUAGUUUUCGUUAGAGCUCAUAAUGUUGGCGAUAGAAAUUUCUUAAUCAAGGCCGAGUAUUCAAGAUGUAGAAAAAAAAAAGAUUCAAAGGAAAUAACCUAUUCAUUCUCCGUUGUAAAACCUUUUGAAGUGUCCACCCAGUUUUACACAAUAUUGUACGAACCCCUUACAAAAGGAUUUAUCGACGAACCCUUAUUUAUUAUGCCUCACAUCGUUUCUACUUCACCAUGGCCUAUUAAAAUAGAAGAUACUUCAAUAGAAUUGGGCAAUUCAUUGAUAGAAGAAAGGAGUUUAUCUCAAGAAAGCAUUUUAAAAAACAUUGUUUUAGAAGAAAGUGAAGCUGGUACAGAUGUAUAUUGUAUUGUUCCGAAAAUUGGGAGCGAGCAACCAACAAGUACAGGAGUUUAUACAAUUAAAUGGCGACGGGCAAACGAUGAAAAUACAAUAGUAACCAGUAGUAGUGUUACGUUAACUCCGUUGUGGGUGGAAGAUGCAGUUAUAGGUUUAGAAACGAGAUUGCCUCCUCAUGGUUGGGUUCGUACGCCUCUAUGUGUUUCAUAUUUUAUAAAGAAUCAUUCCGAUUAUUUAAUAACUCUAAGACUGACGAUGGAAGCCAACGAGGCUUUCAUGUUUGCUGGUCAUAAACAGAUAGAUAUUUGUAUUCUUCCUGAAAGUGAAAAAAAAGUCGAAUGGAUUCUUCUACCGUUAAUUGCUGGUUUUGUAGCUCUUCCGUCAUUGUCUUUGACAGUCCCAACUGACGAGGAAUAUAAAUUAAAUAAAACUAGGCUUGCAGAAGUAAUAGAAAGAUCUAUUCCAAGACAUGUAUAUAUAAUGCCGAAAUCACAAACUAUAGAAGAAUAACAACUCGAACAGUUAUAAUAUGUGCAUACUAUUUUAUUUUUGUUAAUACAGGUACAUAUGUGAAUAUAAUAGUUAGUGUGUAUCAUAAAAAAAAAAUGUAAAAAUAUGAAAUUGUUGAA